AGCCCGCGCCGGCCGCAUGGCGCUCCGGGGCUUCUGCAGCGCCGAUGGCUCCGACCCCUUCUGGGAGUGGAACAUCUCGUGGAACACCAGCAACCCUGACUUCACCAAGUGCUUUCAGAACACCGUCCUGGUGUGGGUGCCUUGCUUUUACCUCUGGGCCUGCUUCCCCUUCUACUUCCUUUACCUUUCCCACCAUGACCGGGGCUACAUUCAGAUGACGCAUCUCAACAAAGCCAAAACUGCCUUGGGAUUCUUGCUGUGGCUCGUCUGCUGGGCAGACCUCUUCUAUUCUUUCUGGGAAAGAAGUUGGGGCUUGUUCCCGGCCCCGGUGUUUCUGGUCAGCCCGACCCUCUCGGGCAUCACCAUGCUGCUUGCUACCUUUUUAAUUCAGCUUGAAAGGAGGAAGGGAGUACAGUCUUCAGGGAUCAUGCUCACUUUCUGGCUCAUAGCCCUACUGUGUGCCCUUGCCAUCUUAAGAUCCAAAAUCAUGACUGCCUUAAAAGAGGGCGCCCAUGUCAACUUUCGAGACAUCACCUUCUAUAUCUACUUUUCCCUCGUGCUGGUCCAGCUUGUGUUGUCCUGUUUCUCAGACCGCUCGCCCCUGUUCUCGGAAACCAUCAACGACCCUAACCCUUGCCCGGAAUCCGGUGCCUCCUUCCUCUCCAGGAUCACCUUCUGGUGGAUCACAGGGAUGAUGAUCCGGGGCUACCGGCAUCCCCUGGAGAGCACUGACCUCUGGUCCUUGAACAAGGAAGACAAGUCAGAACAAGUUGUGCCCGUUUUGGUCAAGAACUGGAAGAAGGAAUGUGCCAAGUCCAGAAAGCAGCCGGUGAAGAUCGUGUAUCCCUCCAAGGACCCCACCCAGACGAAAGGCAGCUCCAAGCUGGAUGUGAGCGAGGAGGCCGAGGCUCUGAUCGUCAAGUCCCCCCAGAAGGAGCGGGACCCGUCCCUGUUCAAGGUGUUAUACCAGACCUUCGGGCCCUACUUCCUCAUGAGCUUCUUGUUCAAGGCCCUUCAUGACCUCAUGAUGUUUGCCGGCCCGGAGAUCUUAAAGUUGCUCAUCAAAUUUGCGAAUGAUAAGAGUGCCCCGGCCUGGCAGGGCUACUUCUACACGGCGCUGCUGUUCAUCAGCACCUGCCUGCAGACCCUGCUUCUGCACCAAUACUUCCACAUCUGCUUCGUCAGCGGCAUGAGGAUCAAGACCGCCGUCAUCGGCGCCGUCUACCGCAAGGCCCUGGUGAUCACCAACUCAGCCAGAAAGUCCUCCACCGUGGGGGAGAUUGUCAACCUCAUGUCGGUGGACGCACAGAGGUUCAUGGACCUGGCCACGUACAUCAACAUGAUCUGGUCGGCCCCUCUGCAAGUCUUCCUGGCCCUCUACCUCCUGUGGGUGAACCUGGGCCCUUCCGUCCUGGCCGGGGUGGUGGUGAUGAUCCUGAUGGUCCCCCUCAAUGCCGUGAUGGCCAUGAAGACCAAGACCUACCAGGUGGCCCACAUGAAGAGCAAAGACAGCCGGAUCAAGCUGAUGAAUGAAAUUCUCAACGGGAUCAAAGUGCUGAAGCUGUACGCUUGGGAGCUGGCGUUCAAGGACAAGGUGCUGGAGAUCAGACAGGAAGAGCUGAAGUCCCUGAGGAAAACUGCCUACCUGGCCGCCAUGGGCACCUUCACCUGGGUCUGCACACCUUUCCUGGUGGCCCUGUCCACAUUUGCUGUCUACGUGACCAUCGACAAGAGCAACAUCCUGGAUGCCCAGAAAGCCUUUGUGUCCCUGGCCUUGUUCAAUAUCCUCCGCUUCCCCCUGAACAUCCUCCCCAUGGUCAUCAGCAGCAUCGUGCAGGCGAGUGUCUCCCUCAAGCGCCUCCGGAUCUUUCUCUCCCACGAGGAGCUGGAGCCCGACAGCAUCGAGCGACGGUCCAUCAAAGACGGUGGGGUCACGAACAGUAUCGUGGUGAAGAACGCCACCUUCACCUGGGCCAGGAGCGAGCCUCCCACGCUGAAUGGCAUCACCUUCUCCGUUCCGGAAGGUUCCUUGGUGGCUGUGGUGGGCCAGGUGGGCUGUGGCAAGUCAUCCCUGCUCUCCGCACUCUUGGCUGAGAUGGACAAGGUGGAGGGACACGUGGCUGUCAAGGGCUCCGUGGCCUAUGUCCCCCAGCAGGCCUGGAUUCAGAAUAAUUCUCUCCGAGAAAACAUCAUCUUUGGACGCCCACCAAAGGAACAGUAUUAUAAGGAUGUGAUAGAAGCCUGUGCCCUCCUCCCAGACCUGGAAAUUCUGCCCAGUGGGGACCAGACAGAGAUUGGCGAGAAGGGUGUGAACCUGUCUGGGGGCCAGAAGCAGCGCGUGAGCCUGGCCCGGGCCGUGUACUGUAACUCUGACGUCUACCUCUUCGACGACCCCCUCUCAGCGGUGGAUGCCCACGUGGGGAAGCACAUCUUUGAAAACGUGAUUGGGCCCAAGGGGAUGCUGAAGAGCAAGACGCGGCUCCUGGUGACACACGGCAUCAGCUACCUGCCACAAGUGGAUGUCAUCAUCGUCAUGAGCGGUGGCAAGAUCUCCGAGAUGGGCUCCUACCAGGAGCUGCUGGAGCGGGACGGGGCCUUCGCCGAGUUCCUGCGCACCUAUGCCAACACCGAGCAGGAGCAGGAUGAGCAAGAUGAAGCAGGCAUCAGUGGUCCAGGGAAGGAGGCAAAGCAAAUGGAGAAUGGCAUGCUGGUGACGGAUACCUCUGGGAAGCAGCUGCAGAGACAGCUCAGCAACUCCUCCUCCUACAGCGGGGAUGUCACCCGGCACCACAACAGCACAUCCGAGCUGCAGAAGGAUGGGGCCAAGAAGGAGGAGACCUGGAAGCUGAUGGAGGCGGACAAGGCUCAGACAGGCCAGGUCAAGCUCUCCGUGUACUGGGACUACAUGAAGGCAAUCGGACUGUUCAUCUCCUUUCUCAGCAUCUUCCUUUUCUUGUGCAACCACGUGGCCGCCCUGGCCUCGCACUAUUGGCUCAGCCUCUGGACCGACGACCCCAUCGUCAAUGGGACCCAGCAGCACACUAAAGUCCGGCUGAGCGUGUUUGGAGCCCUGGGCAUUUCGCAAGGUGUUGCGGUGUUUGGCUACUCCAUGGCAGUGUCCAUUGGGGGGAUCUUCGCCUCCCGCCACCUGCACCUGGACCUGCUGAAUAAUGUCCUCCGUUCACCCAUGAGCUUCUUCGAGCGGACCCCCAGUGGUAACCUGGUGAACCGCUUCUCCAAGGAGAUGGACACGGUGGACUCGAUGAUCCCGCAGGUCAUCAAGAUGUUCAUGGGCUCUCUGUUCAACGUCAUCGGCGCCUGCAUCAUCAUCCUGCUGGCCACGCCCAUGAUUGCAGUUGUCAUCCCGCCCCUGGGCCUCAUGUACUUCUUCGUCCAGAGGUUCUACGUGGCCUCCUCCCGGCAGCUGAAGCGUCUCGAGUCGGUCAGCCGCUCCCCGGUUUACUCCCACUUCAACGAGACCCUGCUGGGGGUCAGUGUCAUCCGUGCCUUUGAGGAGCAGGAGCGCUUCAUCCGCCAGAGUGACCUGAAGGUGGACGAGAACCAGAAGGCCUAUUACCCCAGCAUCGUGGCCAACAGGUGGCUUGCGGUGCGGCUGGAGUGUGUGGGCAACUGCAUUGUCCUGUUUGCGGCCCUGUUUGCCAUGAUCUCCCGGGACAGCCUCAGUCCAGGCCUGGUGGGCCUCUCGGUGUCCUACUCUUUGCAGAUCACGACGUACUUGAACUGGCUUGUUCGGAUGUCUUCUGAGAUGGAGACCAACAUAGUGGCCGUGGAGAGACUCAAGGAGUAUUCAGAAACUGAGAAAGAGGCUCCAUGGCGAAUCCAGGAGAUGGCUCCCCCCAGCACCUGGCCCCAGGUGGGCCGGGUAGAAUUCCGGGACUAUGGCCUGCGCUACCGAGAGGACCUGGACUUCGUUCUCAAGAACAUCAACGUCACGAUUGAUGGUGGAGAGAAGGUUGGUAUCGUAGGCCGGACAGGAGCUGGGAAAUCCUCCCUGACCCUGGGCUUGUUCAGGAUCAAGGAGUCUGCCAAAGGCGAGAUUAUUAUCGACGGCAUCAACAUCGCCAAGAUCGGCCUGCACGACCUCCGCUUCAAGAUCACCAUCAUCCCGCAGGACCCCAUUUUAUUUUCGGGUUCCCUCCGCAUGAACUUGGACCCGUUCAACCAGUACUCGGACGAGGACGUCUGGACCUCGCUGGAGCUGGCUCACCUGAAAGACUUCGUGUCCACCCUUCCGGAUAAGCUGAACCACGAGUGUGCAGAAGGCGGGGAGAACCUAAGCGUCGGGCAGCGCCAGCUCGUGUGCCUGGCCCGCGCCCUGCUGAGGAAGACGAAGAUCCUGGUGUUGGACGAGGCCACAGCGGCAGUGGACCUGGAAAUGGACAACCUCAUUCAGUCAGCUAUCCGGACACAGUUUGAGAACUGCACGGUCCUCACCAUCGCUCACCGGCUCAACACCAUCAUGGACUACACGAGGGUGAUCGUCCUGGACAAAGGAGAAAUUCGGGAGUAUGGCACCCCCACUGAGCUCCUGCAGCAGAGAGGUCUCUUCUACAGCAUGGCCAAAGAUGCCGGCUUGGUGUGAGCCCCAGAGCUGGUGCAUCUGGUCGGAACUGCAGGGCCAGCACGCCAGCAUCCAGGGAUGAGCCAGCACCAGGCCACCCAAACCUCCAGUACAGAAACCAAAACCAAACACCAAAACACUCACAACACAGCCACCAUCUGGCCCUCUGCCUUGAAUUAGCUGCAAGAAGCAGAGAGACACAGAGACGCAGCCCACUCAAAACACACCCCCCCCCCUCUGCUGUUCCCACAAGCACACGUGUCCUCGUCCCUGGGGGAGGUGUGCCGUGUGCUCGGUGCUCUCUGACGAGGUUUCGGCAGCUGACUUCCAGAGGAAUUGGUUGCGUAAAAUAUCCCAGUGACCAAAUCCAGCCAACUGCCUCAGAUCUCUCCAGCCGAAGCCUUCGAGAUGCUCCCCAGCCCCCAUCAGCACUUCUCCCAUCCUUGUCUGACUAUCCCCACCCGGAGCUUUAUUUCCUCGGGCUGCAGUGUGGAGGUGAGGGGCCUGGUGAAGACCACCCUCCCCCGGGCAGUGUCUGCAGGCUCACGGGCGCGCCUCUUACCAACCACCUGGUCUUCCGGGCGCUCAGACUCUGGGAGCCAGCGUCCCAGCUCCGCCUGCCCCUGCACUGGCUGCCCAGACCAGAGGCAGCUGCUCCCCCGUGCUUCUAAUUGCCGGGCCUGGGCUGGACCUGUGAAGGGGAUUUGGACCGAAGCUCAGGAGGGCAGAGCCGCCCUAACGCUGACUUCCCGCCUUGCUCACCUCCUCACCUGCUCCAUUCUUCUCCUCGCCUUCCUCCCUCUCCCUUCUCCCCGGUUGCUAGGCUAAGGUCACCCCUCCAGGAGCCUGAGUGACAAGCGCUGCUAGUGAUUACGAAGCAUUCAAAGCCAAAGACGUGGGUGCCUCCCGAGAACGCCCAGCUGGUCCCGGAAAGAACCCUGUGGAGUCUUCUCGUCUUUAAGUUUCGGUUUCUCCCCCUUGGCAUCCGGUGCGCUGUCAAGGUCGGGUGUGGAGAGCUGGCCGCUGCGUUACUGAGUGUCCCUCAGGACAAGCAAAGAACAAAGAACCCACUCAUGAAUACCGGGGAUUGCUUUUUCUUUCUCGCUUUCUUUUCAAGUACUGCUCUAGGGAGAGAAAGUCUCAAGACUUUGCUUUCUUGGGAGGAGGUUCAGGGCAAAGAGCGGCAUUCCAGGGAAUCGCCGAGUCGGCAGCGUCUGAGCGUUGGUGGGGUGUUCCUGGAAGAGAACGGGGGUCCGUCAGCGGCUGGCCUUAAGGUCCCUUGGUCAGAGAGAAAAUGAGACUCUGAAACCAGAGCAGUCACUGCCGCCCGGAGUCACACCUGCUGGGAGUGACAUUGCCGGCGCCAGGGCCCAAGAAGCAUCUUCUUUUAGGUGGAAAUAAUAUAUUUAUUUUUUGUAAGUUAUACCAUUCUUUCACAUUAGAUAAACCAAGUUUUUCUUGGGGAUCUUUUUGUAAUGACUUACACUGGUAACAUGAACAUUUGCAAAUGAUUUGCAGUAAAAGAAAAGUUUUAUUUCUUUCUAAAUGACUGUUCCAUUUUCUUCGGGUCAUGAGCGAAGGUGCCAGCCCUCUGCCUGUGGUCGGGGCACCCUCUUGUCCGCUUCUGGUCCUUCCUCCUGGCAAGCACAGUGUUGUCAGAAAUGGGGCGCCUGGAGGUUAAUAAUCC
Messenger RNA from Talpa occidentalis (Iberian mole), 6269 nucleotides. RefSeq names its product ATP binding cassette subfamily C member 1 (gene ABCC1). The transcript has 31 exons. The record is from RefSeq and is a predicted model, not a curated record. Gene Ontology annotation, molecular function: ATP hydrolysis activity; ABC-type xenobiotic transporter activity; glutathione transmembrane transporter activity. Bases 17 to 4603 code for a protein of 1528 amino acids. Lineage: Eukaryota; Metazoa; Chordata; Mammalia; Eulipotyphla; Talpidae. Gene Ontology annotation, biological process: glutathione transmembrane transport; xenobiotic transport. Gene Ontology annotation, cellular component: basolateral plasma membrane.